GUUUAAUAAUUAUAUUAUGUUACAUAUUCAAAUGGAAUCAAAGAAGAGAAUGUCGGCCUUGACAAAAUUAACAGACACGAUUUCAGGACUUUUUUAAGCCCACAAAAUUCAGAAUUUUAUUCUGCGUCCUUGACUUUACCAAUUCCGUAUAUCAAUUGUAAGUGACACGAUAGAGUCGUGCGGUUGUGUUGAUGAAGGUUGACCAGGUGUUUAGAUGAAGUUGCGAAUGGCUAUUAACGCUUUGAGUUUUAUGUAGUGGUGGCUUUAGUAUUCGCAGUGCAUUCCGCGUUUAAAUAGUGAUAUUAUAAAACUAUUUGGAUCGUCCGGUGAAUUUUAUUUUCGUCUUUUUCUGCAAUUAACAGCUAAAAUGGAGUGUUUUUGUAGAUAUUGAUUGGAUAUGGCCAAAAUCCCCAAAAAACGGGGUGAAGCAACAGAUAUGGUUGACGCAUUUUUACCAAAACGUAUAAAACAGGAAGAUCUGGAGGUGACUGGUGUAUCACGAUCAGGGAGAGUGAGGAAAAAAUCAUCAAAAUUGACAGACUUUGAAUCUCCAGAUGAAAUAGAUAACAGAUACAAAAGGCGCACAGAUCGAGCUGACACACCAGGUCUAACCGAUAGUUCAGGAGGAUUAGCUACUCACCAUGUUAUGGGGGGUGGCAGAGGCAGAAAACCGCAUGGUGCAGGGGGAGGAACUGUGAUGGAAAGAGCUCAUCAAGAUGAUAUGGCAGAUGACUUUGUAACAAAAAGUGAACCUCCUGAUUCAGAGUCUGAUUCUGAAUUGGGAAUGUAUCCUGAGGGAGUGGAUGAAGAUUCAAGCAUGGAUUCAAUGGGAUCUGAUGAAGAUGAUGAUAUGGACGAAGAUGGAUUAAUGAUGAAUGAUCAGGCUGAUGGCCGUGUCGCAGGUCGCCGAGAUUCGCAAGAUAAUACUCCAUCUCAGGCUCAAUCAUUGUACAUGCUGGAAAAAUCCUCGAAGAAGAAAUUGAUUAUCAGAGAUGGUAAAAUUGUGGGUCGAAUGAAGGCACAACGGAAAGAUAAAGGGAAAACACGAUUUACUGCAUACAUGCUGUGGGCAAAAGAAAUAAGGCAAGAGAUACUGAGAGUCAACCCAGAUAUGGAUUUUGCAACAAUGAGUAAACGCCUGGGAGAACUUUGGGCUACUGUUCCCAACAAUGAGAAAUAUAAUUGGAAAAGACGAGCAAAACGCCUUGCAGUCAAAGGCAAUAGAGAAGCUCCAACAGCAACUGACGCAGCACGUUGGAAGGCUCCUCCUUCGCGUUCAAAAUUUAUCAAUAAACAAGCAAGUAGAAGUCAAGGGCAGGCCACCAACUCCCAAAAUGAAUCCGUCGCUCUACCCACAAGUAUUGCUGGAGGUGGUCGUCAACAUGUCCGGCAGCAGGUAGUAACACAGACAUCAAACCAAAAUAUGACUGCUAAUUUGACUGUAUCUCCUCCAGAAAAUACCAAGUCAAACAAGGUAACGUCUGGAAUACUGUCAGAGCCUGUAGUUGGACCUGGAUUGUACAAAGUAGUUGGCUCACAGCCAGUAGAUGUUGCAGCUCACCUUAAGCUUCUUGGAGAAUCAUUAUCCAUUAUUGGUGAGCGUUUGAAAGAGCAUGAGGGUCAAUUUGCAGUGUCUGGUAGCCUCUCUGUGCUUCUUGAUUCUCUGCUGUGUGCUUUGGGGCCUCUCCUCUGUUUGACUCAACAAGUACCAGAAACUAACGGUUGCUCACCAGAAAUGCUCAGUAAAAUUUUAGACAAUAUUGCAUAUUUCAUGCCAGGACUAUAAUCUACUUAUCCUAAAGUGAAUAAUUUUACAAACUAUGGGUUUGUGGACUAAUAAUACCAUUCUGAUCCUGAAGACGAGAGGGAGUUCUAGAGCGGUUUUGUACAUUCAAUGAUAAAGAUUCUUUUUAAAAAAUGUUAUUUUUAAUAGGAUUAUCUUGUUAGUGCCUCUUUUGUACUAAUUAACAUUACAGAAUCCAAUCUGUAACUUUGAACGUAUUUUCUUUUUUCUAAUACAUUUAUUUAGGCUUGAAAAUUUUAUCUUCAUGUGAAUCUUGCAGAUGGAGACAGGCCAAUCCAUAACUUUAUUCUCUCAUUCAAAGACCGAAAAGAAAACUUGCAAACCUUGUAUUCGUUGUAAUGAUUAACAUAAUUUUCAUCUUAGGUGAUAUUCAUUACCACGUAUGAUCUGCAUAACAUUUGUUUUUUUCUUUCGCAUUUUAAUGAUUUAAACUCUUUUCUCAGUUUCGUAAUAGAUUAUAGAGGAUAUAUAACCAUUUGUUAAGGAGAAUUUCCUUUCAACAUAUUUAAAGCUGUCUACAUAAUAGUACAAAAGAUUAAAAAUUAAUUAUAAAUUUUGUAAUGCGUGUGUAUUAUGUAAUAAAAAUUUUCAUUUCCCACUUAAUUCUUAUCAUAUUUCAUGUUCAAAGAUUCUUGUUUAUCAUUACUUUUUUUCCUCAAUAUAUACAGAUGGCCAAUCCCAGGUAAUUGACAUCAAGACCUCUUAAUAAUCUGGAGUAUAUUUGAUAUACAAUAAGAUUCUAUGUUAAACAAGACUGUAUUAAUGACAAUCAAUAAUUAAACAUUUAACAAAAAGUAGGAUGAAAUGAACAUUUUUUUGCCUAAGAACAAAAGAGUGAAUCCUAUUAUCAUGUACUGGGACGCUAAAUAUUACUAGAAUUAGAAACAGCUAUUACUGGAGCAGUAUCUGCCCACAUCUAUUUAACUUAUACACUGAAAAUAUCAUGAGGGAAAGCAAAACUGGAUGAAAUGAAUGUAGGGGUAAGAAUUGGAGAACUCAAAAUCAAAAAUAUUCAUUAUGCAGAUGAUACUAUAAUGAAGACAGAAAGUAAAAAAGGUCUAGAACAAGUUAUUACAGAGUGAUAGAAGAAAGUCAAAAAUCAGGGCUCAAGCUUGAACAUUAAAUUUACUAUUGUAAUGAUAAUAGGACACAAGGAGAGAAUACAUAUAAAUGAUAAAGUGAAGUUUCGAGGAGUAAAUGUAACAAGACUCUUUACUCAAGAGAUAAAAAAUAGAAUUAAUUUGGGAAAGGCAAACAAAAAAUGUAACAAAUUUGUCAAAGAUUUGGGACGAUCUCUGAAGAUAAAAGUCAAGCUGUUAUAUUUCCUGUUGUACUUUAUGGAUGUGACGGUUGGGCUUUCAGACCCAUUGAUAGAAGAAAAAUAGAUGCCUUUGAAACAAGCCUAAAUGCU
Messenger RNA from Gryllus bimaculatus (two-spotted cricket), 3215 nucleotides. The record is from the annotation of a GenBank genome assembly. NCBI's taxonomy places the organism in Eukaryota, Metazoa, Arthropoda, Insecta, Orthoptera, Gryllidae.